AUGGAUGAUAAGAAAUUUGAAGAAAUGCUCGAAGAAAACUCUGCUGAUGAAGUCAGCAACCUCAGCCUUAUUACCAAAGCCCUUGAGACUAUUCAAGGACAGAUAGGAGCGAUGGCAGAAUUUUUAAAUUUAAUGUAUGAAGAAAACGAGAAAGAUGUGAAGAACGUAGGAACACAAACGCCAGCUCAUGGACCUUACAAACCAGACCAUAGACAAUAUACUCAGUAUAAGCCGAGACCUAUUCACCACAAUCGCAAGAAUUGGGACAACCAAAAGCUCAGAGAUGAUAUCAGAAGGGAAUUUAUUGAGAAAUUGAAAAUUUAA
This is a messenger RNA of Auanema sp. JU1783, 324 nucleotides long. The record is from the annotation of a GenBank genome assembly. Lineage: Eukaryota; Metazoa; Nematoda; Chromadorea; Rhabditida; Rhabditidae.